Messenger RNA from Aspergillus chevalieri, 1365 nucleotides. RefSeq names its product WD40 repeat domain-containing protein (gene PRP46). The coding region runs from base 1 to 1365 and encodes 454 amino acids. The transcript has a single exon. Gene Ontology annotation, molecular function: protein binding. Lineage: Eukaryota; Fungi; Ascomycota; Eurotiomycetes; Eurotiales; Aspergillaceae. Gene Ontology annotation, cellular component: Prp19 complex; precatalytic spliceosome; catalytic step 2 spliceosome. The record is from RefSeq and is a predicted model, not a curated record. Gene Ontology annotation, biological process: mRNA splicing, via spliceosome.
AUGGACAUUGUACCCCCGAACACGACGGCGGACGAAGCCGUUCGCACCUCCGCAAAGAGAACCGCCGAACUUUUCGGCUCCGACUACCUCAUGGUCACGCCCUCCGUCGCAGGCGGCUCGAUCGGCACUUCAUAUCGCAGAAAAGCAGAAUACAACGAUGUAAAAGAGCUGCCACCAGCUCUAGCCGAAAAGCAAGCCAAAGCUGCCGCCGCCGGGCGAGCUAAGCGUCCCAAGACGACAGCACAAGCACAAGCACCCGUGGAUGGAAGCGGCGCGUCGAUGUCCCUUGUGAAGAAGGCACCCGGCCCGACUGCUGGUGGAGUUGGUGGUGAGGAUAUGCCGAAGAGUUUGAUUCAGAGGCCGUCGGCGACGAAACAGCAGAAGCCGGAUUGGCAUGCGCCGUGGAAGUUGAUGCGUGUGAUAUCGGGACAUCUGGGAUGGGUGCGGAGUUUGGCGGUGGAGCCGAAUAAUGAGUGGUUUGCUAGUGGUGCUGGUGAUCGGACGAUUAAGAUUUGGAAUCUCGCAACGGGGCAGUUGCGGUUGACGCUUACGGGGCAUAUUUCGACUGUUAGAGGGUUGGCGGUGUCACCUCGACAUCCGUAUCUGUUCUCGUGUGGUGAGGAUAAGAUGGUUAAGUGCUGGGAUCUGGAAACGAAUAAGGUUAUCCGUCACUACCACGGCCACUUAAGUGGUGUAUACACUCUUGCUUUGCAUCCCCGUCUCGACCUCUUGGUCACCGGUGGCCGGGAUGGUGUCGCCAGAGUCUGGGACAUGCGCACACGAAGCAACAUCCACGUCCUCACAGGCCACAAGGGCACCGUCGCCGACAUCAAAUGUCAAGAAGCCGACCCACAAAUCAUUUCAGGCUCCCUGGACUCAACCGUCCGACUAUGGGACCUCGCCGCAGGCAAAUCAAUGGGCGUCCUAACCCAUCACAAGAAGGGCGUCCGCAGCCUCACCACCCACCCAACGGAAUUCACUUUCGCCAGCGCCAGCACAGGAAGCAUCAAGCAAUGGAAAUGCCCCGAAGCCGCCUUCAUGCAAAACUUCGAGGGCCAAAAUGCCGUCAUCAACUCCCUCGCCGUCAACGAGGACAAUGUGCUCUUCUCCGGCGGCGACAAUGGCUCCAUGUCCUUCUGGGACUGGAAGACUGGUUACCGGUUCCAGUCUAUUGAUACCAUGGCACAGCCUGGUUCGUUGGAUGCGGAGUCUGGUAUUAUGGCGUCGACUUUUGAUAAGACGGGGCUGCGGUUGAUUACUGGUGAGGCGGAUAAGACUAUUAAGGUGUGGAAGCAGGAUGAGGAGGCGACGCCGGAGACACAUCCUGUUACUUGGGCUCCCACGCUGGGCAGGCAGAGGUAUUAG